Messenger RNA from Lates calcarifer (barramundi perch), 1438 nucleotides. RefSeq lists its product as uncharacterized. Gene Ontology annotation, biological process: fatty acid alpha-oxidation. The transcript is spliced from 7 exons. The record is from RefSeq and is a predicted model, not a curated record. Gene Ontology annotation, molecular function: phytanoyl-CoA dioxygenase activity. Bases 296 to 1144 code for a protein of 282 amino acids. NCBI's taxonomy places the organism in Eukaryota, Metazoa, Chordata, Actinopteri, Centropomidae.
CGACAAUGCAAAGGCAAAGUGCAUGUCAUGAAUUCAUGGGCUGUCCUCUUUCAUUUAGUUUUUCCCGAAAUGUAUGAUCACAUGUGAUGUAAUGUGAUAUGGACCUGUUUCAAGGAGCUGAAAAAAGAAGUGGAGUUUCCAGAUAAUGCUCUGAGCAGUAUAUAAUCUGUACCACAGAAGAGCUUGGCAGAAUCCAGAGAGAGAGCAAAAGAAGAUCGCACAGCAGACAGUCUCUGCCUUAUAAAUUUUGGAAGCAGAAAGCCUGAGGCAUCAGCAGUGAAACAGUCUAAUAGAGAUGACUACAUCCACGGAUAAACAGCAGGAGAUCUACAACCAGCAGGGCUUCCUCUCAGCACUGCCUGUAUUGACCGACACAGAACUGAGGGAGGCCAGACAUGCCUUUUCUGAGCUGGAGAAGGAAUUUGGUAAGCAUCACUGGAAGAUACUCAGGUCUGAGAGUGAAGAGUACACCCAGUACAGCCUUCACAAUGUUCACCUUCAGUAUCCAUGGGUGAUGGGCCUGACCACACACCCUCGCAUCCUGGAAGUAGUCAAAGCCAUCCUGGGCCCUGAUGUCAUCCUGCUGGACUCCCGCUUCAUCUGCAAAUACCCGACAGUCAAAGCAGCCAACAUCCAGGAGAAUGAAGGAGGUGAAACCAAAUCUGAAGGGAACACUGGAGAGAAUGGCCUGCCAUACGUGGCCUGGCAUCAGGACAUGAGGUAUUGGGGUAUUGCUGGUGGCUCUGUUCUCUCUGUGUGGCUCGCCUUAGAUGACUCACUGAAGGAAAAUGGAGCCCUUCAGGUCGUUCCAGGCAGCCACUGCUCUGGCAUGUUUCCCCAUCACCAAGCAUCCCGCCCUGGAAACAUGUUGUCAGUAAACCAGGAGAUCCCAGAGGAGCUGGUGCAGGCUGAUAAAGCUGUAUUUUGCCCUCUGUUGGCUGGGCAGAUGUCUAUCCAUGAUGGACUCCUCGUCCAUGCCAGUGAUGCCAACACAUCCCAGAGGAGGCGCUGUGGGUUUGUGAUCCGUUAUGUUCCCACCUGUGCUUACCCCAUACAGGAUCCAGAUCGUCCCAGGAAAUUUCAUGCCACAGUGUUAGCCUGUGGAACAGAUCAGUUCAACCAUUUCUCCAACAAAAGCACAUGAAUACUUCCUGGAUUCUUCCUACUUUCAAGAACAGUUACUUUUUCAUUUACUUCUGCACAUCUUUGUUCUAUGUUUAUAAAUGAUAUAACAUAUUAAAAAUAACCAGUGAUUUCUAUGGUAUAGUUGUACUUUAUUGUAUAGUAUUGAUUGUGAAAAGAUUAUGAAUUGAUUAUUUAGUUUUAGUUUAAGUUAUUUAAUUGUUCAGAAAAAGUGAACAUUGUAUUGUGCCAUAUACAGAUUCAACCGGACUGUUUCAUAAAGCUUUAAAAUAAAUGUCAAAAUAACCUAACAUCA